AAGAUAAUUUCAGCAUACCACAGUUCAAAAGUCAAUGUUUCUACCAGCAUAAAAGAGGUGAAAUCCAACAUAUGAACAUUAGUUUAUUGGUUUGCUCAAAAAUGGUGAUAAGCUAUCUGUUUGCGACCAGCAAGGUUCCACUGUUACUUUUAAUGUUUGUGCAUGCACGAGGAAGUGUUGGCCAUGUUGGUUACCCCCCUCCUCCUCUCUGGAAAGAUGUACCGGAAUCACUGGAUGAAUUUACUUCACAGAACAACAAAAUUGUCAUCAACCCAUGGAACUAUAUAGAGAGAAUGGGAAUGUACAAAGUAUUGCUUAAUGUGACAGCUAAGUACAUGACCUCCUUGGGCCCAAAUAAUACAGGCAAUGUGCUGUGGGGUUUGCCUUUGCAACAUGGAUGGCAGUUUCACACAGGUAGAUUAGCUGAUCCUACUAAUACAUCAUCCUGUGGUACUCAAACAGGGGAUCAUUUGUGCAUAUCUAUCAAGAGCUGGUGGGCCUGUAUAAAUUACUACUUAGCUGCCAUCCCAUUCCUGGCUGCUAUAGAAACAGGCCUUUUCGAGGAUUGGCCUGUUGAAUUUGAGAUUUUGCCACCGGGAGAGAUGGCAGAUGACUUCUGCUACACAGUUUCAGGCUGCUACUCAUUGAUUCCAGACAUGAUGAUCAAAUGGAAGGCCUUUUUCGAGUAUCUGAAAAGAAGUACAUCUAAUAAUCAGGAUACAGAAAAUCUGGAUCAAAUCUUGUAUUACAUGUGGAUUGCACACAGAGCAUCGAUAUUGGCAGUACCUAAAUUCUCAGAACGCCUGAGAUAUAUCUCUAGACCUGAAGCGAGCUUUGGUGUCAACUGGGCCAACACUGUUGAAUUUAUUGCUGCUACUCACUUUCACACCAACUAUGAAGAGACCAGUCGGUUCCAGACACGCUUGCCUCGAAGGGUGCUUGUGGAUGGUGAUAAUGCCCCCUACAUUGCGGAUCUCAGUGCUGAGGAAAACCAUACCCUUGUCAUGUUCUACUGGAUCCAAAGGAUAAACACAUUUUUAGGAGGAGGCUUGCUGAAGCUGUGGAGAAGGGCUAUGUGCACCGAACCAGGGAGAGCAAAGGGCCGACAACUGCUGGAGAACAUGACGAUGAACCCUAAGUUUGUCCCUUCUGGAAUUUAUUAUGUUAUGGUUCAGCUGAGUAGAAAUCAAGCCUGCCCUCAUCAUUAAUAGUCAUGUACUAGGAGAACUGAAGUUUCCCUAUCUGUAACCAGUUUUCAUUCAAAUUAAUCUUACAAGAAUGUGUUCAUAAGUAAAAUGUAAAACAUAACAAAAAUUACAAAAAUGCACUAGGGACAAUCAAAAUACCGUAACAAUUCAUUAUAAUAUAGACUUCACAAAUGUACAAGCAUUAAAUGUAAUUUGUUGACGUACUGUA
Polyodon spathula (Mississippi paddlefish) is the source of this 1416-nucleotide messenger RNA. RefSeq names its product protein LEG1 homolog. The transcript is spliced from 6 exons. Lineage: Eukaryota; Metazoa; Chordata; Actinopteri; Acipenseriformes; Polyodontidae. The record is from RefSeq and is a predicted model, not a curated record. The coding region runs from base 72 to 1208 and encodes 378 amino acids.